UUGCAGUAUAGUAUGUCAUACAGGUUUACUUGUCCUGAACAGCCACAUUGGAAAGUCCAGUCCAAACACCUUUGUCCGCAUGCGCGAAACUACACUUGUUUACUAAACAUCCUAAAUCUGACAUAUCAAGAGAACUGCAAAGGACCAAAAAUAAUUGCCCCAGGUUCUAAGUAUAUAUGGCAACCAAACUUUAACAGAGGUGAAUGUGACACAGAAAGAUACCAACCGUUCAUUUUUCACACAGACGGAUAUACUAAUUGCUCGUUUUUGAAAAGUCGGUGCUACAGUGAAGGUCAAGCAACUUUCAGCAAUGGUAGUACCAAAAUGGAUAGAUCAUGCUAUUGUGAUAGCACAAGAGGAUAUGUUUUCGUCAUUUCAACUCAUGAGAAAUACUGUAUACCUUCUGAGGAGGAUUGUUCCUGUCAUAAAAAUAUCACAGAAGGAAUAGCAAAUAUAUAUGAUACAGGCCUUAGUGUUGAUUAUACCACAUAUGACCCAAGAGUACAGUCAGGAGUCAUUCAUUAUGUUAACACUGUUAGAGACUACGAUGACACGAUGUAUAACAUAAAAAGAAGUGGAAAUGCCAGGCGUGAAGCUGCUAGUCUCGUUCUGAUCAUGUUUAUUUUGAUGUUGUUUUUACCAUACCCGUCCGCUGUUAUUAUUACCAAGGUUUGUCGAAGACUACGAAUGACUACAUGUAGGCAAUGCUACAAAACCAACAAUAGUACAAUAGAAGGUGACGAACAGAAAGAUAUUGAAGCGGGAGCUUCAUGCGAAAUGGGCACACGACAAAAUGUAUUGACUGGACUUGACAAGUGCGUUCUUCAGAGAUACAUUUCAAAUCUAAGUAAUACAGAGAUCAUAGAGUUUGCAUCAAUUUUACGGAAUAAAGGUUUAAUCAGUAAAUGUGCAUAUUCAUACAUAGGAACAUGUUAUAAAAUUCACAAUUAUCAAAACAUGAGGUCUGUGGCAGUAAGGAAUAUUACUAAAAUCCAUACAGAUUUGAGAAAUAUUGUUUUUGUUAUGUACAAUCUUAAUAACAGGUAUAAAUCAUGGGCAGUUCAAUUAUUUACUACUUUUAAAAAUGUGUUAGAACUAAGGCCUUUAAUUGUAUAUAGAGUUGACAUUCAAGAUCGAACAUUUAUCCAAGCAUACUUUGAUGUCAUGAAAAAAAGCGUUCAGAAAAUGGAGUUUGAAAAUCCAGUUGAGUAUUUAACAAAUCUGUCGCAACAAAUACAGAUGACAGGACAACGAUGCGAUCAAGCCCAUCAAAGAAUAUUCACCGAGAUCUGUGAUAAAUACAUUGUUUUAGUGGCGCUUACAAUUGAUGCGUUAGCUAAUAAAACUAACGAUAUAGAUCCAAAUGGUAAAUUUUUCAAAGAAAUUGAAGCCAUCAUAUCAAAGUCGUCUUGUCCAGAUCUUUCACGGUGCAUGCUAUACGGACGUAAAGCUGUGGCAUUAUCUUUCCAAAACAAACGAGAAGAAGGGGAAGACAUGGAAAAGAUGGCUCUUAUAUGUGCAGCUAACGUUGUACCAUGUCUAGAAACUGUUGACAUGUUUUAUAAACUAGUUUUGUUUCACAGAGCGUGGUAUGAGAAAAACCCACAGAAAGAGCUGAUGUUUAUAGCGGAAGUCAAACAAAAAGCAUUCGAUGUUUUAAAAGACAUGGGGGAUGAGAUAAGACUUUUCUGGUCAAGAAGAUUUGUUGUUCGUUUGCUUUUAUGUUACCUCGGCCUCGGUAUGCGCGGUAGAUUUAUUCCACUUUACCAAAUUCAGCCUAAAUAUACAAAGGAGUCAGAAUUGUUAUUAAAAACAUAUGAUUCAAACACUGCUGAGAUUCGUAUUCAAAUGUUAUUUUAUAUAGCCAAAGCUCGUUUAUCUCAUUUAAAGGGGGAUUUAAAAACUGCGAUUGCAUGUAACGAGGAAGCGAAGAAAAUUGCCACAAAAGGUGCCUACAUCGAACUAGAAACAAUCCUUGAUAAUGAACAGAUAUUGCUAGAAAGUUGGUCCUUAUCCGCUGACCUUCUUCCGAACCCUCCUUAUUAA
Mytilus californianus (California mussel) is the source of this 2046-nucleotide messenger RNA. RefSeq lists its product as uncharacterized. Lineage: Eukaryota; Metazoa; Mollusca; Bivalvia; Mytilida; Mytilidae. The transcript has 7 exons. Bases 13 to 2046 code for a protein of 677 amino acids. The record is from RefSeq and is a predicted model, not a curated record.